CUCAGUAGGUGGACAAUUUUCUAAUGCAACCAAAGACUAAAUGGAUAAUAUCAGUCCGCAGAUUUCCAUCAAUGUUUCGACAUGCUUUUCCGAAUUUCGAUUGUUUUAGUUUUCGUCAUUGUACCGGCACUUUCUCUAACUGACACCGUUUCUGUCAACUCCACUGUAGGGUUGAAAGUGCACAAUAUCUCGGAAAAUGUACCGUUCAAUAUAUCGAAAGACGGUAAAACGUAUUUUUUCAAAUACAACACCAACAAUAAUCAAUUCAGAAUUUACAACAGAGUGAGCGUGAAUCCCGUAGUUGCACAAAAUGCUUCUGAUACACCGGUAACAAAAAGGAGAAUAUCCAAAACAUCGAACAGGACGAACAUUAAUGAGCUCCGGAAAUUCGAAGCAUUUUUGGAUGAGGAGUGGAACUACAGUGGCAGCCACAGUAACCAUUUCAAUACUUCCGAACUUCCGUUCCAGAUUUAUCCAUUUCUCUACAACAGCAUAGUGCAGAAAGCAUCAAUGAAAAUCGAGAACGGCGAAAGAUUGCCAGAUAUAACGAAAGUGAUAUUCAACAAACACAAGAAUGACUCGAUGCUUUUGAACUUAAAUUUCGGUAAAAUGGAUCCUGGUCAUACUAUUCUCAAUGCUGAACUGCAUUUCUACUGGCAUGUACCGGAGGAUUCAAACUUCUUCAAGAGUUCUUGUGUUCUAAGGCUAUACGAAGUGGGAAACGAGCACAAUGAUACAAUAGCAGGAAGAACACCAGAUAUACACAAACUAUUGAAUGUCAUAUAUGUGUCUAAAGCUCAAAGUGGUUGGCAGAUGUUCAGAAUAACCAAGAAGUUGAUUGAAACUUGGGUGAAUAUGACUGAAGAACUAAGGCUCUUGAUUUCUAUAUCUGAAGCAAAUCAAGUCAAUUCUACAACCAUAUUCAAUGAUGCAAAGAAUGAGAAAAAAAUGAGAACCUUCUUGAUACUCAGAAUUAAGGAUGGAGAAAAUGAUGACCUGACUGAGAUAGUUCCGAAAAAUUAUUCUGAAGAAUCCCGUGGUCAUCACAAAUAUUGUUCAAAGAGUGAUUUUUAUCUGGACUUUCGAAAAUUGCAUUGGAGUAACUUCAUAAUUGCUCCUGAAGGAUUCAUGGCUUAUGAUUGUCUAGGAAAAUGUACAAAAGGCAUAACGCCGAUAUUUUUUCCAAUAACUUGAAAAUGCUUACGACAUUUCAAGAUAUAGAAAAAAGGUCUCGAAGUCCAUGCUGCGUGCCAGUGAAAUUUUAUUCAUUACCGAUUAUGGUUUAUGACCAGUUAAGAAAUGUUGUUAUGAAAAUGUAUAAGGACUUAAUUGCAGCAGAAUGUGGAUGUCGAUGAAUUCAACACAAAUAAUAUUCUUAUCAAUUAUUGGUAUAUUGAAAAAUACCGAUUAAAAGGCAUACUAUUAUUUACGUUUCGUACAAAUGUCUAAUAUAUCUAGAAAAAUUCUGAGCAUUGAGACUGUGAAAAAUAAAUGUUCAGAAAUAUAA
Coccinella septempunctata (seven-spotted ladybird) is the source of this 1507-nucleotide messenger RNA. Its product is annotated as bone morphogenetic protein 4-like. Gene Ontology annotation, molecular function: growth factor activity; cytokine activity. Gene Ontology annotation, biological process: SMAD protein signal transduction; BMP signaling pathway. The transcript is spliced from 4 exons. Gene Ontology annotation, cellular component: extracellular region. The coding region runs from base 82 to 1194 and encodes 370 amino acids. The record is from RefSeq and is a predicted model, not a curated record. NCBI's taxonomy places the organism in Eukaryota, Metazoa, Arthropoda, Insecta, Coleoptera, Coccinellidae.